This is a messenger RNA of Mastomys coucha (southern multimammate mouse), 6842 nucleotides long. It is a transcript of the gene Ckap5, whose product is annotated as cytoskeleton associated protein 5. The coding region runs from base 257 to 6379 and encodes 2040 amino acids. Gene Ontology annotation, biological process: microtubule polymerization; centrosome duplication; establishment or maintenance of microtubule cytoskeleton polarity. Gene Ontology annotation, molecular function: microtubule plus-end binding; microtubule plus end polymerase activity. The transcript is spliced from 45 exons. The record is from RefSeq and is a predicted model, not a curated record. Lineage: Eukaryota; Metazoa; Chordata; Mammalia; Rodentia; Muridae. Gene Ontology annotation, cellular component: centrosome; microtubule plus-end; spindle pole.
CACCUGCUGGCCUGGACCCUGACGACCCGGCGGAACCGGCGUCGCGCGCGCUGCAGGAGCCACGGCCGCGGGCGGGGCCCUCGCGGAUGCGCGCCUCCGCGUUCUCGCGAACCCGGCAGGUCUGAGGCGGCGAAGCGGGGCGGAGGCCUUGGAGCCCGCGGCUAGCAGGGCGGGGGGCGUGGGCGCUCGCUCUUGUUGGUGACCCAGGCUGGGCUUCAGGAACUACUUUUAACUCCAAGAGAAAACUAGAAGCACAAUGGGAGAUGACAGUGAGUGGUUGAAACUACCAGUUGAUCAGAAAUGUGAACACAAGCUAUGGAAAGCAAGAUUAAGUGGGUAUGAAGAGGCCCUGAAGAUCUUCCAGAAAAUAAAGGAUGAAAAGAGUCCAGAAUGGUCUAAAUACUUAGGAUUAAUCAAAAAAUUUGUCACUGAUUCCAAUGCUGUGGUUCAACUGAAAGGACUAGAAGCUGCACUUGUCUAUGUUGAAAAUGCUCAUGUUGCAGGAAAAACAACGGGAGACGUUGUAUCAGGUGUUGUAAGCAAAGUCUUCAAUCAACCUAAAGCCAAAGCCAAGGAGCUGGGCAUAGAGAUUUGCCUUAUGUACGUAGAGAUUGAAAAAGGAGAGUCUGUACAAGAAGAGCUCUUAAGAGGCCUGGAUAAUAAGAACCCCAAGAUCAUAGUGGCUUGUAUAGAAACACUGCGGAAAGCCUUAAGUGAAUUUGGUUCCAAAAUCAUCUCACUUAAGCCAAUUAUUAAAGUUUUGCCAAAACUAUUUGAAUCUCGAGACAAGGCUGUUCGGGAUGAAGCCAAACUAUUUGCUAUAGAGAUUUAUCGAUGGAAUCGAGAUGCUGUGAAACACACAUUACAAAAUAUAAAUUCUGUCCAGUUGAAAGAAUUAGAAGAAGAGUGGGUCAAGCUGCCAACAGGUGCUCCUAGGCCAAGUCGGUUUCUGCGUUCCCAACAAGAACUAGAAGCUAAACUGGAACAGCAACAGUCUGCUGGUGGAGAUGCAGAAGGCGGUGGUGAUGAUGGUGAUGAGGUACCACAGAUAGAUGCUUAUGAGCUUUUAGAAGCAGUAGAGAUCCUUUCCAAACUUCCCAAAGACUUUUAUGACAAAAUUGAGGCAAAAAAAUGGCAAGAGAGAAAAGAAGCUCUGGAGGCUGUAGAAGUACUAGUGAAAAACCCCAAGCUGGAAGCAGGCGAUUAUGCAGACUUAGUAAAAGCAUUGAAGAAGGUUGUUGGAAAAGACACCAAUGUCAUGUUAGUAGCUUUGGCAGCAAAAUGUCUUACUGGCUUAGCUGUUGGGCUAAGAAAGAAAUUUGGACAAUAUGCAGGACAUGUUGUGCCAACAAUUUUGGAAAAAUUCAAAGAGAAGAAACCUCAAGUGGUGCAAGCGCUGCAGGAGACAAUUGAUGCAAUCUUCCUCACUACCACACUACAGAACAUCAGUGAGGAUGUUUUAGCAGUAAUGGACAAUAAAAAUCCCACCAUCAAGCAGCAGACAUCACUUUUUAUUGCAAGAAGCUUUCGUCACUGCACUUCCUCUACAUUGCCGAAGAGUCUGCUAAAGCCCUUUUGUGCUGCUUUACUUAAGCAAAUCAAUGAUUCUGCUCCUGAAGUCAGAGAUGCUGCAUUUGAAGCACUGGGUACUGCUUUGAAGGUGGUUGGUGAGAAAACAGUAAAUCCCUUUUUAGCUGAUGUUGACAAACUCAAACUUGAUAAGAUCAAAGAAUGUUCAGAAAAAGUAGAACUGGUUCAUGGUAAAAAAUCUGGACUUGCUGCUGAAAAGAAGGAGUCCAAGCCUCUACCUGGAAGGGCAGCAGCAUCAGGGGCUGCUGGGGACAAAGACACAAAAGAUGUUGCAGGACCCAAACCAGGACCAUUGAAAAAAGCACCUACUGCUAAGGCUGGCGGACCACCUAAAAAAGGCAAAACAACUGCACCAGGUGGCUCAGCAAGUGCUGGAACAAAGAAUAAGAAAGGAUUGGAGACCAAAGAAAUAGUGGAGGCAGAGCUCUCAAUUGAAGUAUGUGAAGAAAAAGCUUCAGCUGUCCUUCCCCCAACCUGUAUUCAACUUCUAGACAGUAGCAACUGGAAGGAAAGGUUGGCCUGUAUGGAAGAAUUCCAAAAGGCUGUUGAACUAAUGGAGCGAACUGAAAUGCCAUGCCAGGCAUUGGUGAAGAUGCUAGCAAAAAAACCUGGAUGGAAAGAAACUAAUUUUCAGGUGAUGCAGAUGAAGCUUCACAUUGUUGCUUUGAUUGCCCAGAAGGGAAAUUUUUCUAAAACAUCUGCUCAGAUUGUAUUAGAUGGCCUUGUAGACAAGAUUGGAGAUGUGAAAUGUGGGAACAAUGCAAAGGAAGCUCUGACAGCAAUAGCUGAAGCGUGUAUGCUGCCCUGGACGGCUGAACAGGUGAUGUCAAUGGCCUUCUCACAAAAGAAUCCUAAGAAUCAGUCAGAAACUCUAAAUUGGCUAUCAAAUGCAAUAAAAGAAUUUGGAUUUUCUGAGUUGAAUGUCAAAGCUUUCAUUAGCAAUGUGAAGACUGCUCUUGCUGCAACAAAUCCAGCUGUGAGAACUUCUGCUAUCACCCUGCUUGGAGUGAUGUAUCUAUAUGUUGGUCCUUCUUUGAGAAUGAUCUUUGAGGAUGAGAAACCUGCCCUCCUAUCCCAGAUAGAUGCAGAAUUUCAAAAGAUGCAGGGACAAAGCCCUCCUGCUCCAACCAGAGGAAUUUCUAAGCACAGCACAAGUGGUACUGAUGAAGGAGAAGAUGGAGAUGAACCGGGUGACACGGGCAAUGAUGUUGUUGAUCUUUUGCCAAGGAUUGAGAUCAGUGACAAAAUUACUUCAGAGUUGGUGUCUAAGAUUGGUGACAAGAAUUGGAAGAUCAGGAAAGAAGGCCUAGAUGAAGUGGCAGGUAUUAUCAAUGAAGCAAAAUUUAUCCAACCAAAUAUAGGUGAACUUCCAACUGCCUUGAAGGGUCGACUGAAUGAUUCAAACAAAAUCUUGGUGCAGCAGACAUUGAACAUCCUUCAGCAACUGGCAGUAGCCAUGGGUCCAAACAUCAAGCAACAUGUCAAGAACCUAGGCAUCCCUGUCAUUACUGUUCUUGGAGACAGCAAGAACAAUGUUCGAGCUGCUGCCCUAGCAACUGUGAAUGCUUGGGCAGAACAGACUGGCAUGAAAGAAUGGCUGGAGGGAGAAGAUCUUUCUGAAGAACUUAAAAAGGAAAAUCCCUUCCUGAGGCAAGAGCUUCUGGGAUGGCUGGCAGAGAAACUACCUACGCUCCGUUCCACUCCCACAGAUAUUAUCCUUUGUGUUCCUCAUCUGUAUUCCUGUCUAGAAGAUCGAAAUGGAGAUGUACGGAAGAAGGCCCAAGAUGCUUUGCCAUUCUUUAUGAUGCAUUUAGGAUAUGAAAAAAUGGCUAAGGCUACUGGGAAACUAAAGCCAACUUCUAAAGAUCAAGUACUGGCCAUGCUAGAAAAGGCCAAAGCUAACAUGCCAUCCAAGCCUUCUGCACCUGCUAAGGCAGUGUCCAAACCAAUGGGAGGGUUGGCUCCAGCCAAAGCCCAGCCUAUACCAGCACCUGUUGAAGAUUCUGUUUCCAGCACCAUAGAACCUAAGCCUGAUCUGAAAAAGGCUAAAGCUCCAGGAGUUUCUUCCAAAGCAAAGAGUGCACAAGGGAAGAAAGUGCCAAGCAAAACCACCUUAAAGGAAGAUGAUGACAAAUCUGGGCCUAUUUUUAUUGUUGUUCCAAAUGGAAAGGAGCAAAGGAUGAGAGAUGAGAAAGGAUUAAAGGUGCUAAAAUGGAAUUUUACUACACCACGUGAUGAAUACAUUGAACAGCUGAAGACUCAGAUGUCUAGCUGUGUGGCUAAAUGGUUACAAGAUGAAAUGUUUCACUCAGAUUUUCAGCAUCACAAUAAAGCCCUGGCUGUCAUGGUUGAUCACUUGGAAAGUGAAAAAGACGGAGUCAUCAGUUGCUUAGAUCUUAUCUUAAAAUGGCUUACCCUCCGUUUUUUCGACACCAAUACAAGCGUCCUAAUGAAAGCACUGGAAUAUUUAAAGUUGCUCUUCACCCUGCUGAGUGAGGAAGAGUAUCAUCUUACUGAGAAUGAAGCAUCCUCCUUUAUCCCCUAUCUCAUCCUCAAGGUUGGAGAACCAAAGGAUGUCAUUCGUAAAGAUGUCCGUGCUAUCCUGAACCGGAUGUGCCUUGUCUACCCAGCCAGCAAAAUGUUCCCCUUCAUCAUGGAAGGGACCAAGUCCAAAAACUCUAAGCAGAGAGCAGAGUGCCUGGAAGAGCUAGGUUGCUUAAUUGAGUCCUAUGGUAUGAAUGUUUGUCAGCCAACCCCAGGAAAAGCCUUAAAGGAGAUAGCUAUUCACAUAGGAGACCGAGACAAUGCUGUACGGAAUGCUGCCCUCAACACCAUUGUAACAGUGUACAACGUGCAUGGAGAUCAGGUGUUCAAACUGAUUGGAAAUCUUUCUGAGAAGGACAUGAGCAUGCUUGAGGAGAGAAUAAAGCGGUCAGCAAAGAGACCCUCUGCUGCACCUGUGAAACAGGCUGAAGAGAAACCUCAGCGCACACAGAACAUAAACUCUAAUGCCAACAUGCUACGCAAGGGACCAACUGAGGACAUGUCCUCCAAACUUAAAAUUAUGUAUCGCACUUAUAGGAUUCAAGCUCGAAGCAUGAGUGGUCAUCCUGAAGCAGCCCAGAUGGUUCACCGAGAAUUCCAGCUGGAUUUAGAUGAGAUUGAAAAUGAUAAUGGUUCAGUCCGCUGUGAAAUGCCAGAGCUUGUCCAGCACAAACUUGAUGACAUUUUUGAACCUGUCCUUAUUCCUGAACCUAAGAUCCGGGCUGUUUCUCCACAUUUUGAUGACAUGCACAGUAAUACAGCAUCCACAAUCAAUUUCAUUAUCUCCCAAGUAGCCAGUGGUGACAUCAACACAAGUAUCCAAGCUCUGACACAGAUUGAUGAAGUCCUGAGGCAGGAAGACAAAGCUGAAGCUAUGUCUGGCCACAUUGAUCAGUUUCUGAUAGCAACAUUCAUGCAGCUAAGACUCAUCUACAGCACACACAUGGCAGAUGAGAAGUUGGACAAAGAUGAAAUCAUCAAGUUGUAUAGCUGUAUCAUUGGCAACAUGAUUUCGCUAUUUCAGAUAGAGAGCUUGGCCCGGGAGGCCUCCACUGGAGUACUGAAAGACCUGAUGCAUGGACUGAUCACCUUAAUGCUGGAUUCUCGAAUUGAAGAUCUGGAGGAAGGACAACAGGUGAUUCGUUCUGUGAACCUCUUGGUGGUGAAGGUUUUGGAGAAAUCAGACCAGACCAAUAUCCUCAGUGCCCUGCUUGUUUUACUUCAGGACAGCCUGCUAGCAACAGCUAGUUCUCCCAAAUUCUCAGAGCUUGUUAUGAAGUGUCUAUGGAGAAUGGUUCGUCUAUUGCCUGACACCAUCAACAGCAUUAACCUAGACAGAAUUCUUCUGGACAUCCACAUUUUCAUGAAGGUCUUUCCCAAAGAGAAAUUGAAGCAAUGCAAAAGUGAAUUUCCUAUAAGGACUCUAAAGACCCUUCUGCAUACUUUAUGCAAAUUAAAAGGACCUAAGAUCCUAGACCACCUUACAAUGAUUGAUAACAAGAAUGAGUCAGAACUGGAGGCCCACCUAUGUCGCAUGAUGAAGCAUAGUAUGGACCAGACUGGGAGCAAGUCUGAUAAGGAAACAGAAAAGGGAGCUUCUCGAAUAGAUGAAAAAUCAUCAAAGGCCAAAGUAAAUGAUUUCUUAGCUGAGAUUUUUAAGAAGAUUGGCUCUAAAGAGAACACUAAGGAGGGCCUAGCAGAGUUAUAUGAAUAUAAGAAGAAAUAUUCAGAUACUGACAUUGAACCAUUUCUGAAAAAUUCCUCACAGUUCUUUCAGAGUUAUGUUGAGAGAGGCCUUCGGGUGAUUGAGAUGGAGAGAGAAAGCAAAGGCCGCAUUCCCACUUCAACAGGUAUUUCCCCACAGAUGGAGGUCACAUGUGUGCCCACUCCCACAAGCACAGUGUCCUCUCUAGGUAACACAAAUGGAGAAGAAGUGGGGCCAUCUGUCUACCUGGAAAGGCUAAAAAUUCUCCGGCAGCGGUGUGGUCUUGACAACACAAAGCAAGAUGACCGACCUCCACUGACCUCUUUGCUCUCCAAACCAGCAAUUCCUCCAGUUGCCUCUUCCACAGACAUGCUCCAUAGCAAGCUCUCACAGCUCCGGGAAUCCCGGGAACAACACCAGCACUCAGACCUAGAUUCCAACCAGACCUACUCUGCAGGAACCAUGACCUCCUCCUCCUCCACAACUAACAUUGAUGACUUGAAAAAGAGACUGGAGAGAAUAAAGAGCAGUCGCAAAUGAAGCUGCCGCAUCCCUCAGCACUCUGCAGCUUUAGUUUACUAAUCUAGAAGUCCUAUAGUGUGAAGCAGCCACUGCAGGCCUCAUUGUACACAAACUGAUUGUAUGUAUCAGACUGCAGAUGGGGAAGAGCAGUGGUGGCUCAAGUCUGCACAUGGUCUGCUUCUAAAGACUGACUGUGGGUUAGCUUAGUGUACAGACUUCUAAACAGCUGCUCCCUCAGCUCAGAGUAGUUUCCAUAUCCUUUUUUUGCUUCGUUUUUUUUAAUGGCUCAUUUGUAAAAUUGUCCUAAUUUUUCCUAGCUUUCAGCCAUUAGAAACUCUUUUAAUAGUUCCUUUUGAGUUGUGAGCUCUUCUUCUGUAGCCCUGAAGGGACACUGUAUUCUGUAUGAAUGCAUGGCAUGAGACAACUAAUUUAAGAGUCUUUUAUAAAUAAAGUUUGCAUUAACUAUACCCAUUUCCCAAAA